CCCCAGGGGCGUGCAGCGAUCGGUGGUGCGCUGUGUCCCUGGGACACAGCAGAUCACCGAUCAGAGUAAAGAACCAAUGACACAGGCUCUAGGGGACAUCUACGCUGAUCAUCAGGGCACUGAUGAUUAGUGCACUGAUGAUCAGUGUAGCCCCAUCAUUGCCACCUGUCAGUGCCCAUCAUUACCAUGUCAGUGCCCAUCAAUGCCACAUAUCAGUGCCCACAAGUGCACAUCAAUGCCACAUAUCAGUGCCCAUCAGAGCUGCCUUUCAGAGCCGAAUAUCAGUGCCUAUCAGUGCCACCAAUCAGUGCCAGUCAGUGCCGCCUAUCAGUGCCCAGCAGUGCCGCCUAACAGUUCCAAUCAGUGCUGCCUAUCAGUGCCAGUCAGUACCGGCUCUCAGUGCCACCUAUCAGUGCCAUAUAUGAGUGCUGCCUUUCAGUGCCCAUCAGUGAUGCCUGUCAAUGCCCACAAGUGAUGCCUGUCAAUGCCCAUCAGUGCCACCUAUCACUGCCUCAUCAGUGCCGCCCAUCAGUGCCCAUCACUGCAGCUUCAUUAGCCACAUCACAUGUACAAAAGUUUAUAACAGAAAAAAAGAAAAAAAAAGUUUUUUUAGUCUUUUUUAGUUUGUUUAGCAAAAAAAA
Staurois parvus is the source of this 641-nucleotide messenger RNA. NCBI's taxonomy places the organism in Eukaryota, Metazoa, Chordata, Amphibia, Anura, Ranidae. The record is from the annotation of a GenBank genome assembly.